AAUAUUGUGUAUCUUUUUCAGUUAUUCUGGUACCCUGUAAAAUAUGACUGAUAGUACCAGUCAUGAAGAAAAGAGUUCUGUGAAGGAUAAACUUGAUGAAAAAGGAGUAGAAAUAUUAGAAAAGGGACCAAGUUUUGAACUAAGUUCUGAAAUGGAAAGUUUAGAAGUGGGGUCCAGUGACCAAAGUUUGGAAGCCCAAUCAACUGUAAGGAAAAGCACAGGUGAUAUAAAAGUGACAUAUUAUUUGAGAGAUAUUCAACCUAAGAUGGUGAAUGCUUGGACAAAGUUGUUUAAAAAUCAUGAAAACAGGGUCAAGAUUUCAUCAGGAGAUAUUUUCAGAGGGGCACCUGAAGCAGAUGCUUUGGUAUCACCAGCAAAUAGUUUUGGCUUUAUGGAUGGCGGUAUAGAUAUGGUCUAUACUAAUAUGUUUGGUUGGCAAAUGCAAGAAAGACUUCAGAAAGUGAUACGAGAGGACUAUAAUGGUGAAAAUGUUGUAGGAAAUGCCAUUAUAAUCCCAGCUUAUAGUGAAGAGCCGAAUGAAGAAAAAAUUGAAAAUAUGAAGAAAUUCAAUUUAUGUGGUGGAAGGCCAAUAAAAUUUCUAAUUUCUGCUCCAACAAUGAGAGUUCCAAAAGAUGUGAAUGAUACAGCUAAUGCUUUCCUGGCAUUUAGAGCUAUAAUCAUAGCUGUUCAGAAACACAACAGAGACCCAGAAAAUCAACCAAUCAGAAGUGUCCUUUGUCCAGGUCUUGGAACUGCUGUUGGUAAAAUGCCAUUUGACAGAUGUGCUUUCCAGAUGUUGGAAGCAUUUGAAAUACAUGAUCUAAAGAUAAAAGACUCAUUAUUAAAUCCUCCUAACCUGUGGAUAGUAACCAACCAUAAUGAUUUUAUGGAAGAUUAUUGUGAAAAAUCAGAAGAGACUACAUAAGACUGCCAUGAAACUAAAAAGCGUAUAUCAAAUACAAUUUUCAAGCUUUUUUGAAACAACUGUUAGCUGUGUUCAGAGAUGUCAAUGAUACCUUGUUUUUUCUGUGUAUUGACAAUUACUACAACAAACAAAUAGAAGUUGGAAAACAGACUCUCCAGACUUUUAGUUGUUGAGUUUUCGAAGAAUUAUUUAUUCUCUAUGUUCCAGACAAUCACAGCAAAUAUAGUAGAUGUUCUAUAGGAGAUAUAAUGUUUAUUGUUAAAUAAUUUAUACAUUUUUUAAUGUUUACAGUUACAGUUUUUUUUUAUGAUGAUUGUUUUAUAUUAAUAUAAUAAUUAUUAUAGUUUUUAUACAUGGGUUACACUAAAGACCUGAAUGUGGACCUUAAAAGACCUGAAUAGACCUGAAGAUAUACUACUCGAUUUAUUCAAAUUACAAUUCCUUUUUUAUUAUUCAAAGGAUUUUCUCCAAGUCCGAAUUUUAUAAAAGGUAAAGAUCCACGUAAUAAUAAAAAUAAAAUAUUUUAAAUAAAAUACAAAUUUUAGAUUCCAAAACUUGGACCUGAACGAAGAAAUGAAAAGACCUGAACGGACAUGAAAUUCUACGAUCAGACAUAUUCAAACUUCACUAACUGUUUUAUUUUUCAAUGGAAUUCCUUCAUGUUUAGAUUUUGUGAAACAAGAAAUUCAAUAUAUUAAUAAUAUUUAAAAAGAAAUUAUGAAAAAUAUUAUUGUGGUGUCAAAACUCGGACCUGAACGGGAAACUAAAUUACCUGAAUUCACCUGGAAACUCCGGUUAGAUUUAUUCAUGUUCUAUAACUGUUUUAGUUUUCAAUCAAUAAUUUGAAUUUUUUUAUAGAAAAUGUAUAAUAUUUUAUUGAAAUGAUAAAGAAUUUUUAGAAAACCAUUUUCUUAGUUCCAAAAGUCUGACCUUAACAGGGAAAUAAAAAGACUUGAAAAAUACGGGUAGAUGUAUUUAAACUGACAGAAUUUUUAAAAUUUUUUAAUUGAUUUUAUUCUAAAUUAAAUUAUAUUGAAGAGAAAGACUGAUUUUAUGUAUACAGGAAAAUUUUUAAGUAAUAAAUACCUUGUUGAUGUUGAAACCUGAACCUGAAGGGAACACAGGUUUGUCCAAGGAAAAUUAUUCAACUAAUUAACGUGUUUAAAUUGUAUCUAUAUAAACUUCUAAAAAAAUAGGUUUUAAAUUGUGAUAUUUAUAUAUCGAAAAUAAAAGUAUCAUUUGCACAUGCAUAAACCAUGUAAUCUAAAGACAUGUGUUCGUUGAUUGGAAUGUAUUAAUUACAUGAACGUGUGCCAGCUGUAAUUCACACCUUGUAUUAGGUGAUAACUGGAUCUUUGGUCUAAAUAACCAUUUCAUUUUAAUCUUUUAAUUGGAUUAUCAAUUAAUCUUGUUCACAACCAAAACAUUGCUCAGUUACAAAUUUUACUAUGAACUUUUUCUUUUGAUAAAUUAUUACAAAGUCUAUCUUUGGCUGUACUUUUUGUCCUAUUUGGUUAAUAGCUCUUCAUCUUUUAAAUAAGCUUUGGAUCUUCAAAUAUUUUGGCCUUGAGCAUCACUGAAGAGACAUUGAUUGUCAAAAUACGCAUUUGGUGCAGAAAAAAGGGUACCGUUUAUGUUCUUAUAAAAAUGAGAAGAUGUGGUUUGAUCCCAAUGAGACAACUCUCGACAAGAGAGCAAAUGACAUAGAAGUUAACACCUAUAAGGUCACCGUACGGCCUUGAAGAAUGUAUUUUCAGGUUUAUGCAUGUCUUUUAAUUCUCAGGUCCAAGUCUUGUCACCAAAAUAAUAUUUUUCAUUAAUGUUUUUUUUUUUUUUUUGGUAAAAUAUUUAAUUUGUACUUUAACAAAAUCUAGAUUUCAAGGAAAUUCUUUGAAAAAAAUAAAUGAAGUUUGAAAAUUAUAUAAGUUGAAUUUCAGGUUCAUUCAGGUUUCUAAUUCUCCGUUCAGGUCCGAGAUUUGGCACCCAAAACAUAUUUUUCAUUAUUUAAUUUUUGAUUUUAACAAAAUGUUAAUUUUUUCAUUUUACAAAAUCUAAAGUUGAAAGAAUUCCAUUGAAUAUUUAAAAAGUUAUUGAAGUUUGAAUAAGUCCAACCAUAUAUUUUCAGGUCCAUUCAGGUCUUUUCAUUUCUCCAUUCAUGUCCACGUUUUGGCAUAAAAAAAAUGUUAUUUUAUUUGAAACAUUAAAAAUGUGGAUCUUUACCUUUAAAGAAAUUCUAAUUUGAAGAAAAUCCGUUGGAAAAUGAAACAGAAAUUGUAAUUUGAAUAAAUCGAGUCUUACAUAUUCAGGUCUUUUCAGGUCCACGUUCAGGUCUUUAGUGUAACCCUUUAUACAUUGAUAUUUUUCACAAGCAGUAGUUGAUCCACUGAAGUCAUUGUUUAUUAUUUUUUUUGUUUGUUUUGUUUAGAGUUGAGCAGAAGGAUUGGCAAAGACAAAGGCAAUAUUUAUUUGUAUUUUGACAUAUACUUCCUCAGGUUAAACAGCAAAGUUAGCAUGUGAUUAUGUAUACAUUUCUUACCCUAAGCUAGCUAAAAAUUAAGUGUAAACAAAAUAUUGAAGGACCUUCAGGUCAAAUCAGAAAGGAUUUAACGCAGUGGAUGGUGCCUAGAAGAUUAAAGGCAGGGGAUGACCCAUAAAAGAUCGAAAGCAAGGAAUGACCCAUAGAAGAUCAAAGGCAGGGGAUAGCCCCUGACAGAUCUGAGGCAGGGGAUAGCCCAUAGGAGAUCUAAGGCAGGGGAUUACCCCUAGAAGAUCUAAGAGAUUUUAUGCGAAAUCCUGCAUUCUAAUGCUUUCCAUGCAAUUAAAACUAAUGCCAGAAAAAAAUCUUUACUUUUAAACAAUAAUUUUUGAACAAAAAGUUCUGCAUAGCAUAGAUGUAAAUGUAUGUACUUCAUGUCUAAUCCACAGUGUAGGAACUUUCUUACAAUGAACGAUUCUUAAAGAAAAAAAGGGUCCACUAAAACUCAUCGACCAGUGAAAGAAUAGCAUGGAAAUCAUGCUAUUUGACUUUCUUCUCUUAAAGGGGCACUAGCUGUCAAAUUCAAGUUCACCCAUUUGACACAAAUUCUCAUAUUUGAUUUAUAACAAUGUAAAACAUUUAUCCAAACUAUUAAAAGUCUAAAAUAAACAAUUUACAGGGCAUGGGCUCGAUAAUAUGUAGCUUCGUUUCGUGUGUAUUUUAUUCUAGACACCAUCUAAUUAAUUAACUAUCGAGUUGACCUCCGAUGACCAUAUAAGCGAUAUAAACAUAAAUAUAGAUAUAAAUGGAUUAAGCGAACUCGUAGAAUUGGAUUUUUCUAGGUCUGUUUAAUUUCAUAUUAUAGAUUAAAAAUAUAUGUUUUU
This is a messenger RNA of Mytilus californianus (California mussel), 4285 nucleotides long. RefSeq lists its product as uncharacterized. The coding region runs from base 44 to 925 and encodes 293 amino acids. The record is from RefSeq and is a predicted model, not a curated record. Lineage: Eukaryota; Metazoa; Mollusca; Bivalvia; Mytilida; Mytilidae. The transcript has 8 exons.